CGACGGUAAAUGCAAUAUGGAGUCGGGUGGCAGUGCGUGUUGUUUACGCUGACACUGCUCGGAUAUCAACCGAAUGUGGCUCAUUUCCAGUCGUGUCGGCUUACUUUCAAAUAAUUAAAUUCGAACAGUAGCUAAGCCUCAACUGUCGGACAUCAAGUCUGACGCGGAAUAAUGGCCGCAAUGCAGACACAAACGCAACCCGUCGCCACCAGGUUGACGGGGGGUUCUCCAGAAAAGACAAGGAUACCUAUUGUGGCACAUAUCAUCACUGACGAUGACAUCGGCAUGCUUCAGGGUUCCAAGCUGCAACCUGUCAACCUAAACAGGGUCAUCAAGCUGCUAACAGAUCCUCACUCUGUUAUGCUUUAUGAUCGUCAUGUUCAUGCCCUUCAGAAGAUGGUUCGUCACUACCAGAAAGGUUUUUUAAUGAAGGAACUAGUUCAGGUUUUCAAGGUCCUCAAUGUGUGUGCCGAUCGUGUGGACAAGCAGCCUCUAUAUGAACAGCCAAUCAUUGACAUCCUCAAGAUCUGUUCUCUUCCAUACCUGAAGGAAAAGUCAUCUGAUGAACUGGUCUACGAACAGAUUGUAGUUGAAUCUGUCUCCCAGCUUGGUUAUCUGAUGCGAGUGCCAAGCACAGAGGUGAGACAGCAGAUAUGUGUGACACUGGCGAGCUUCUACUCCAAGUCUUCCAAACACCAGGAAGUACAGAAGCACAAGGCAUCGACAGUGGAAUACAACCAGCGCAUGGUGGAGAACAGCGACAUCUCAGAGACCCUGAUCAAGUCUCUGGCGCUCCUGGAGACGGACCUGGGUGUCAGGCAUGAGGUGCUGGAAGUCUUGCAACGCUUCUCCAAAAACUCAGCCAAGAACUGUGACCAGAUGUUGAGAGCAGAUGGUGCUCGGCGGGUGUGUUCUCGACUCAUGGAUGCAGAUCCAUCUGGACAGACUCUGUUCCGAUCCGUAGACAUUUUGUGGAAUUUGUUGGAGCAUGGAGACAAUGCCAUGAUAGCUGAACAGCUCAACAACCUGGCCUGUAUCAGUCAGCUGCAGGAUGCCUUCAUCUUUGAGUUGACCCAAGGGUACAGUCACUAUGACCGUCAGCUCCGCAACGACCUCCUCAUCAUCGCGACCUUGGUUGCCUCACAUUGCCCUGAGGCGCCAUUUGUAGAGACAGGCUUCAGCAAACAGCUAACUUUGUUUGCCACAUUCCAGGAAGUCAAGUCUCAUAAUGCGCUGGUGAAACACCUCAAGUUCUCCACAAACCAUGAAGAUUUUGAAAUGAAGAAAGCCUUGUUUAAUGUUCUUGUGAUGCUGAGUCGUGAUGGUGCAGUGAUACCUAUUUUAUCGGAGGGCCAUCUUCUCUUGGCAUUGUUCUCCUAUGUGCGAGCCAAUGACAAGGUGAGCGGCCCGCGGGAGUGGACGCCAGCUCAGUUUGAGGAGCUGCAACUGCUGGCUAUGGGGUGUCUGUGCACGCUGUGUCCAGUGAUGCUGGAAGACUACAUGACCUGUCAAGGCAGCACCAGACUCCUCCUGCUGCUGGAGUGGUGUGUCGGGCCAGAGGACUUUUCUGGUCAGGGCAACAGUUUCCAUGGCACCGGUGGCCGUGGCAACAAGAGGGCCCAGUUGAGACAAUGUCUGCGCCUGAUGAGGAGUGUAGUGUCCACAGAGAAUGAGAUGGUCCUACAGGACAUGGCCGACCAGGGGGCAGUCAACCAGCUCAUAGGUAUUCUCAAUGCUGCGUUUGGCCCAGGAAAAGGUCAGGAUGACAUCAUUGGUAUUGAGAUGCAGUCAGACAUCUUGUUCAUUUUGUCUACAUUGUGUGAUGGGGACAUGCACAGAAAGGAGUUGUUUGGCAACCAAGGAGUGGACAUUGUUGUGGAUUACCUCAGGACAAACACAAAGCUGCUCAACAGUGGGCUGGGACAUCACCGACUUCUCCUGGCUGCUGUAGACUGUGCUUGGUGUGCAGUAGUGGGCUGCUACAGUACAGAAGACUACUACCUGGAGAGGGAGGGCGUGUUCCUACUGGUGGACCUCCUGGAGGUCUGCCCAAAGAACAUGCACAACCUCAUCCUGGGAUGUCUGCUGGACCUGUGUGAGAACCCCAAGACGGUAAACCAUGUGCUCACCUGGCGAGGCAAGGGCAAUUCCACAGUGGCUCACCUGUUGUGUGAAAUAUGGAGGGCAGAGGAAAUGGAGAUCGGGGCACGCAGGGAUGCUCAUGGCGCUAUCACAGAUGUCAAGCGCCCUCUGAUGGGAAAAAUGCAAGCAGAGCUUGGAGUUAUCCCCCUACCAGCCAGAUGUCCGAGUCAGUCCAUUGUUGAUGUAUAUGAGAACAUGCGAGCCAAGAUCUACUCUGUGUUCUGUAAGAUAGGUUUCACAGAUCUGCCUGGACUGUGUGUGGAGGACCAUGUGACUCUCACCAUCAUAGAGAAAUACCUGGACUUCAAGCAAGGUGAAGUGUGGACGGAGAUCAUCACAGAGCUGGAGACGGAGAGGAUGCGGCCUGUUACCCCAGACCUGGAGGCCAUUGAGGCUAUAUCUCGAGCUGUGGAAGAGCGAGCUGCAAUUGUGGCCAGCACCCAGGUGGAGCUGCUUGAGGCUCAGAAGAACCAGGAUGUGCUGGAUGAGCAGGAGUUCUAUGCUGAGAUACGAGAGAACCACCGCCAAAAGGAGAAAGCUUUGAGCGACUUCUCCGACUAUGUGGCCCGUACAUCCAACUACACUCUCCUCAAGGCAGCCAAGGAGAGGCAAGAGAUUUCUAUUGAUGCUUCAAGGGUACAGGGAGGAUACACGAAUGCGGAAACAUUUCACAACACAGACCUGCAAAAUCUUCAAACUACAACAUUCAGUGGCCGGCACAUUGUAGUGGAGAGCACCCCUGUCAGUCAGGCCCAGGCCUCUCUCACAGCAUAUGACCCCAACAACAUUCCCAACAAGAUCCUCAUACAGAAACAUCUCACUAUAUGAUUUCACUGCAG
Molecule: messenger RNA, 2981 nt
Organism: Haliotis rufescens (red abalone)
Lineage: Eukaryota; Metazoa; Mollusca; Gastropoda; Lepetellida; Haliotidae
Product: cilia- and flagella-associated protein 69-like
Exons: 20
Coding region: 172-2970 (932 amino acids)
Biological process (GO): positive regulation of flagellated sperm motility
Cellular component (GO): sperm midpiece; non-motile cilium
Source: RefSeq, a predicted model, not a curated record